CGGAGACCAAGUCGCGAUCUUCCGCCGCAAAUCUCGUACAACGCGAUAUCCAAACGAAACGCGACGACGACACUGCGAAAUGACUCACCGGGGGCCGCGUUUGUUUACCGCGAACACGACGACGCUAGUGUUUAUUUUGCUUACGGCAUUUUGUCGACUCAGCAGUGCGUACAAUAUUUCACCUGUGCCGAAUGUUGUGUUUCGCGUUCCUCGUCUGCCGGCCGAUCAAAUCCGUAAUCGCACAUACUUUGGAAUGGCUCUUCAGCUUCAGAAGAGUCACAUUUUCGUUGGUGCUCCGAAAGCCUCUUCAAGUUCUUUGAAGCUGCGGGAAGUUCGUGAGCCGGGUGCGGUAUUCCGGUGUCAAUUUGAUGCUGCCAGUACUUGUGAAGAGCAAACAGAUCUCAGCUAUCGUGGCUACGAGGAUGGCGUCAUCAAAGAUGGGCAAUAUUUUGGCGCGACCUUGGGUGGCCUGCCGGAGGAAGACAUUCUGGUUGGGUGUGCACCAAGAAUGAUUGGCACCGUUGAUGAUCGAUACUCGAUGACAGGGGCCUGUUAUACCAGACUGCAAAAUGCAACAUCCCGGGAGCAGCGACAGGCAUUCAGCUAUCGGAAAAUGUACUGGUAUGUUGACACGGCGCUGGAAGGUUUUUCUGUGCACGUGGUCCGCGACGCCAUUAGUGGGGAACUGGAGCUCGUCACCGGACUACCGGGUUACGGCUAUAUCGGAUCGGCAAUCUUCUACGGCGGCGGCUCACUGCAGCAAGGAAUGUUGGUGAACAAUACUGGAAUUCCGAGCGAUAGUUACUAUGGAUUUAGCAUUAGCUCGAUCCAAAUGCAGGAAAAAACGUUAUUCCUGGUCAGUGCUCCGCGAUCAAAUCUCAACAGUGGAAUUGUGUAUGUUUUCGAAAAAGUGAAAACCAAUAACGUCCUGGUGCGGAUGAAUGUCCACGCAAUUUUGGAAGGUGAUACCACUGGAGAAUAUUUCGGCUACAGUUUGUGUACCGCGGAUGUGAAUGGCGAUGGCUUGACGGAUGUUUUGGUGGGAGCCCCUUAUCACUCAAUGGAUGGGGAACGUGACAACGGUGCAGUGUAUGUUUUUAUUAAUCGGGGAUUGAACGAGAGUGGAAAACUACAGCUGGAGCGAGCUGCGAAAAUUACUUCUAAUUACAAGGGAAGCGGUCAGUUUGGAUAUGCAAUUGGCGCGCUCGGAGACAUCAAUCAAGACGGAUUCAAUGAUAUCGCAAUCGGGGCUCCUUUUGAUACAACUGGAGCCGUAUACAUCUAUCACGGCUCAUCGGAAGGUCUUUCCGAGCAACCUGCUCAAGUUCUCCGGAGUUCCAACCCGAGCUCGGAGAUGUUUGGAGCUUCCGUUAGCCGAGGAAUGGAUAUCGACUCGAAUGAGUACAAAGACAUCGCCGUAGGAGCACCUUCUGAGGAUACGGUUUAUCUGUUCAAAACCUACCCGCUGGUACGAGUCAAUUUGAACAUGAGCGCUUUAACCAAAUCUAUUGUCAUCCGAGAUUCAACUAGUGGGGUUAGUGACGAGAUAUCAUUUGAAGUUUGUUACUCUGUUGAGUUAUUGAAGAGCUUCAAACGAUCUCUUACUUUUGAUAUGCUGUUGAAUAUAACAGUCGAUCCUGUUUUUCGACGAACCAAGUCCCAAAAUUUCUCAACAACUGUCAAAAUAACCGAAUCACUUGAAUGCGAAUCCUUUAACGCCUCCGUUAUGGCAACCUUCUAUCAACUCAGCUCUCCGAUAAGCAUAACUUUACAGUACAAUCUAAUUAAUCAAGAUACAAAUCUCCCCGAGUUUUGCUCAGAUUGUGUUAUAGAAUCAGAUGUGCUAACAAGGAGUAACAUCCGUCGAUUGGACAUACCGUUCAAGCCGGAUUGCGAAUCUAAGCUGUGUAGUACAGAUUUGAGUCUCGAAUCAACCUUUAACAACUUCAAUUCUCCCUUCGCUAUCAACAGUAGUCGUUCCCUUGAAAUAUCCUACGUGAUAAGGAGCUUAGGAGAAUCGGCCUACGGAACCAUUUUGGAUGUUACGUUUUCGCGCAACGUAAGCUUACUCAAAUUUCCAGCGUAUUGUGAGCUCGAAGAUGCGACGCUGAGUUGCAAAAUCAAUCAAGGUCGUCCCAUCGGAAACGACUCGAUGGCGAAUGUAACGAUUGUGAUGGAUGGACGAAACAUGGAUCCCGGAACUCUUGAGAUCCGUGCUGUACUGACGAGCGAUGGUAACGAGACUCGAUUGGAGGAUAACGAAAUCACUAGCAUUUUGGAAUUUAUCGCUAGGAGUAAUGUCGAAAUUAAAGGGGAAACACAAUUCGUCAACUUGGACCUUCUUACUGGCAAUAUAACCGGAAAAGCGCGAUUCCUGAUCUUCAACUAUGGUCCCAGUAAACUAUUCAAACCAGUAGUAUCGCUUUUGAUACCCGAAGGCUACAUCGAAAACAAUAAAACUUUGGAGCUGUUCAAUGUAGACCAUGACAGUAUAAAAAUUUCCUUCCAAGGAAGAGACAUUCAAUCAUCAAAAUUCUCAACGUUCCAUUCACCCGAAAGCAGGAACCCGCCAAAUGGAUUCAUCGAAACAUCAGAUUCCCAGAACGAAUUUCUGCUGCAGAAAAAAGGUUCCGCCAUAUCUUGCUAUAAUGCUUCCGUAGUUUGUAGGAAUAUCACCUUCAGCCUUGUGGAUUUCGAACCUGUCAACAAUCUCAUCCGGAUAGAGUUUGAUUUUGUUGCCUUCCCCGAUCCUCUCCGGGUGCUGAUGAAUGAUGACCUGGAAAAGUUGUCGCUUCUGGCGGCUUUCGAGAUCGGCGAUCAAUCAUCCCAACUGGGUCCGCUGCUGAAUUCUGGAAGUUUGCUACUCUAUAGGACCAUUCCGAAAAUUCCCCUCUGGGUGCUCGUCGUUUCCAUCACAGCUGGUAUCGUUCUGCUGGCUCUUAUCACGUACUAUUUGCACAAGCGCCACUUCUUCAGACGCAUGACUCAAUCGGAUAUGGAGGAAAAGUUGAAUCGAGUGGACGGAACCCCUAAUGUUGCCUACGAGGGUGGAAGUAUAAUGAUGAUCAGCAGCUCCAGCCUUACCAAAUGAUCUGUGAUAUCUGUGCACGGACGCCAAAAAAACUCAAAAACACCACACAUACAUUCUCAGUGAAUUGUCUAAGUGAACUGAUACUACAGCUCACCAUUUGCUGUACUUUAUUAUUAUAAAUCCUAUACAUCGUAUUUACACAAUUGGAAAGUUUAGCCGAGACUGUACAAUUUAAGAAGCAUGUUUAUGCUAAGCACCAAGUUUUGUCAUCUUCUAGUCAGAAAUAAAUUAGUUAGGGGUAUUUGGAAACCAUCACAAAACGUACGUUCACACAAAACUCUGUAACAGUGGCUGAGCAAUCGAAAUAAAU
Molecule: messenger RNA, 3401 nt
Organism: Uranotaenia lowii
Lineage: Eukaryota; Metazoa; Arthropoda; Insecta; Diptera; Culicidae
Product: integrin alpha-PS4-like
Exons: 8
Coding region: 80-3091 (1003 amino acids)
Biological process (GO): cell-cell adhesion; integrin-mediated signaling pathway; cell-matrix adhesion
Cellular component (GO): external side of plasma membrane; integrin complex
Molecular function (GO): integrin binding
Source: RefSeq, a predicted model, not a curated record